AUGUACCUCUCUGUCAUGAACAUGAAUGCGAUUCACACUCACGUCAUCGUUAAGAACAUUUGUUAUUUACAAAUUGCCGUUGGAAUUUCAGCCAGCACCGUCCUUCUUCUGUUGCACAUCUUCAUGUUUCUUGAAGAUGGCAGAGUUAAGGCCGCGGAGCUGAUCACGUGUCACUUGGCCCUUAUCCACAUUGUGAUGCUUCUUGUGGCAUUAGAGUUUUUGUCUCCAGACAUGUUCGAAUCACUGAAUUUAGAGAACGACUUCAAAUGCAAGGCGUUGUUUUACGUAAGCAGGGUGAUGCGGGGCCUCUCCAUCUGUACCACCUGCUUCCUGAGUGUGCUCCAGGCCAUCACCAUCAGCCCACGCACCAGCUGGAUGGUUAAAGCCAAACAUGCGCUUACAAGUUACACCAUCCAUAUUUUCUUGUUUUUCUGGCUCCUCAAUUUGUUUUUCAGCAGUGGUGUCAUCUUGUAUGCUGUAGCUUAUUCCAACAGAAGCCAGACAAAUCUACUUGCUGUCAGUGAACACUGCUCGUUAAACCCAACUACCUUCAUCACAAGGAGAUUAUUUUUCAUUUUGACACUCUCCAGGGAUGUCUUCUUUGUGGGGCUCAUGCUGUUCUCCAGUGCUUACAUGGUGGUUCUGUUGUUCUGGCACCACAGGAGAUCACUGCAUCUUCAGAGAUGCAGCCUCUCGGCAAGAUACUCCCCAGAGCAGAGAGCCACCCAGACCACCCUGAUACUGGUGAGUGUCUUUGUGCUCACAUACUGGGUGAACCUUAUCAUUUCAUCACGCUCAACGUUGCUCUGGAUCUAUGAGCCAGUCCUUCUGAAUCUUCAGAAACUUGUACUCAAUGCCUAUGCUACUGUGUGUCCGGUGACACAGAUGACUUUCCAGAAAAGGAUACAUGACAUUAUGAGACUCAUGUGCUGGAAAUUUCACAUUUUAGAAGGAGAAUAA
This is a messenger RNA of Acomys russatus (golden spiny mouse), 960 nucleotides long. Its product is annotated as putative vomeronasal receptor-like protein 4. The transcript has a single exon. Gene Ontology annotation, molecular function: pheromone receptor activity. Gene Ontology annotation, biological process: G protein-coupled receptor signaling pathway. Gene Ontology annotation, cellular component: membrane. The coding region runs from base 1 to 960 and encodes 319 amino acids. NCBI's taxonomy places the organism in Eukaryota, Metazoa, Chordata, Mammalia, Rodentia, Muridae. The record is from RefSeq and is a predicted model, not a curated record.